ACCAACGUGUCGCUGUCACCUUGACAAAUCUGUCAUGCUUUGUUGGAAGGACGUCCGUCUAUCGUAAAUUGCUUUUCGAUCGGCAUUUUCACAUCACCUAGGAUAAAUACGAACAGUUGAAUUGCUAAAAUGUUGACUCUACGCGAACGGCAGAUAAAUGCCGUGAAGCAAAUGCUCAAUCUGAAUCAGCAGACGUCGAAGGCAUUGGCAGUGGAGCCGGUUUGGAAAGUUUUAAUUUACGAUCGCAUCGGGCAGGACAUCAUCUCGCCUUUGGUGUCCAUCCGGGAGUUGAGGGAGCUUGGGGUGACAUUGCAUGUUCAACUACAUUCCGAUCGUGACUCGAUCCCAGACGUCCCAGCGAUUUACUUCUGCGCUCCAACCGACGAAAACCUCGAUCGCAUCCACCAGGACUUCCAGAAUGGUCUCUACGACAUCUACCAUUUGAACUUCUUGUCGCCGAUUCCGCGGCAAAAAAUCGAAGACUUGGCUGCGGCGGCACUUCAAGCCGGCUGCGUAGCAAAUGUUCACCGAGUCUACGACCAGUACGUAAACUUCAUUAGCCUCGAAGAUGAUUUCUUCGUCCUCAAACACCAGAACAGCGAGUCACUGUCGUACUACUCCAUUAACCGCGCCAACACACGCGACGACGAAAUGGAAGCGAUCAUGGACAGCAUCGUCGACAGCUUGUUCUCUGUUUUUGUCACACUCGGAAAUGUCCCGAUUAUUCGAUGUCCGCGAAACACUGCAGCUGAAAUGGUGGCGCGAAAGCUAGAAAAGAAGUUGCGUGAAAACCUCUGGGAUGCCCGGAAUAAUCUGUUUCACAUGGACGCCACGCAAGCUGGUGGCAUCUUCAGUUUUCAGCGUCCCGUGCUGCUGAUCUUAGAUCGAAAUUUGGACUUAGCCACGCCUUUACAUCACACAUGGUCAUACCAAGCGCUGGCGCACGAUGUCCUGGAUUUGAAUCUGAAUCGAGUCUUCGUUGACGACGACUCCAUGACGGAGCGAACUGGAGCUAAGAAAAAGUUGAAAGCCUGCGACUUGGACAACAACGACCGGUUCUGGUCGUCGCACAAAGGCAGUCCAUUCCCAACAGUGGCAGAAGCCAUCCAGGAGGAACUCGAACAAUAUCGUUCCUCUGAAGACGAAAUUAAGAAGCUGAAAACCAACAUGGGUAUUGACGGCGAAAACGAGGUGGCCUUUUCCAUGGUCAACGACACCACAGCCCGUCUGACGAGCGCCGUAAAUUCCCUUCCCCAAUUAAUGGAGAAAAAGCGCCUCAUCGACAUGCACACAAAAAUUGCCACGGCCAUUCUGAACUUCAUCAAGGCCAGAAGGCUCGACUCAUUCUUCGAAAUGGAGGAGAAAAUCAUGUCAAAGGCAACCCUUGAUCGCCCGAUCCUCGAACUACUGAAGGACCCAGAGUUUGGCCAGCCGGAAGACAAGAUGCGACUCUACCUUAUUUAUUACAUUUGCGCCCAGAAUGUGCCGGAGUUUGAGUUCGAACGAAUGAAAGAGGCCUUACAGGAAUCCGGAUGCGAUCUGACGCCUUUGCCGUACGUCGAGCGAUGGAAAAGUAUCAUGAACAGGUCGUCAUCUAUGUCACAAGCUACUCAAUACGAAGGGGGUGGCACGAAAACCGUUUCUAUGUUUUCCAAAUUAGUGUCGCAAGGAUCGUCGUUCGUCAUGGAGGGUGUCAAGAAUUUAGUUGUUAAGAGGCAUAAUUUACCGGUAACCAAACUCACAGAGCAAGUAAUGGAAUGCCGUAACGGCGGCGAAGUAGACGACUACCUUUACUUGGAUCCGAAACUACUGAAGGGCGGUGACGUGAUGCCAAAAAAUCGAGCUCCAUUCCAGGAUGCCGUUGUCUUUAUGGUUGGCGGCGGCAACUACAUUGAAUAUCAGAAUUUGGUGGACUUUAUCAAGUUGAAGCAAACUGCAAACUCGUCGAAGCGCAUUAUCUAUGGUGCAUCGACGCUAAAUAAUUCGAAGCAAUUCCUCAAACAGUUAUCGUUGUUAGGCAAAGAAAUUCAAGCCCCUGUUCUCACCUAGACGGAAGGGCGAGACCGGGGUGGGACGGGUGUGUAUGUGGUUGGCGUAUUUAUUAGGCUUGUCGUUGGUCCAUUCGAUUCCUUUUGGGGAAGAAUGCGUCAGUAUAUGUUUUUCUAAUUAAAAGUUAUUUUAAGCAAC
This is a messenger RNA of Hermetia illucens (black soldier fly), 2187 nucleotides long. RefSeq names its product protein sly1 homolog (gene Slh). Gene Ontology annotation, biological process: intracellular protein transport; endoplasmic reticulum to Golgi vesicle-mediated transport. The transcript is spliced from 4 exons. Bases 130 to 2049 code for a protein of 639 amino acids. Lineage: Eukaryota; Metazoa; Arthropoda; Insecta; Diptera; Stratiomyidae. Gene Ontology annotation, molecular function: syntaxin binding. The record is from RefSeq and is a predicted model, not a curated record. Gene Ontology annotation, cellular component: cytosol; Golgi membrane.